GCAGAGGGAGCAGGAACAGUGCCAGCCUUGCUAGUGACGAAGCAGAUGUUGCAGACUCAGAGUGGGAGCGCACAGAGUCUCAGCGCAAUUCCAUUUCCAACUGCGCCUCAAUUGCUCCGUCUCUGUGUUCGGAUGGACACCUGUCCACGGUGGCGCCAGAGGACGUUUUCCUGGAUCACGCUGAUGAGCUGAAACCAGUGGAGCUUGACACAGAAGAGCCAGGGAACCUGACGAGGCAGCUUGUCAAGAGGCUGACAUCUUCAGAAAUCGUCUCACCAGCUGGGAGCUCAGCCGAGGGUGGAGGGAGCCUCGGCUGGGCAGGAGAAGGGAGCAGAGCUUUCCUGGAACACAGCCUGGAGGAGGCCAUUCACAGCCUGCUGACAAAGCUGGAGUCCCUGACCCAUCGCUGCAGGGAGCUGCAAGACCUGGAGCAGGAAGUGAUGCGUCUGGAGGACCUCCUCAAGUGCCGUCUGCCGGGUCACAGGAGUCGGUCGUCCAGCCUCAGCCUGACUGUGGAGAGCGCCCUGGAGAGUUUCGACUUCCUCAACACGUCCGACUUUGAUGACGAUGAUACCGGAGACGACAACACAGGCAUCUGCAGUCCCCCUCAAAAGUCUCCACCUUUGGAUGCUGUCACAGAAAGCAUUGAAAGCCAACACUCUGAGGCCAGAGGACACCUGAGCGAAGCCCUUACAGAGGACACUGGGGUUGGAAACAGCGUGGCAGGGAGUCCGAUGCCACUCACCACUGGAAACGAAAAUCUGGAUGUUGCCAUCGUUAUCCACCUUCAGUACUGCAUUCACCUCAUCCAGCUGUUGACCAGUGGGGUGGGUAUCUGGCAGCGCCGCAGUGUUCUCCUAAAACUAUCCAGGGAGACGCAGCUGCUGGAGGAGCUUGCAGAGAUCAACAUGGACCGGCUAGGAGCAGCCACCUCUGCUGCUGAUGUUCUCCCGAGCCUCACUGAGCGCCCCCAGCUGAUGACUCUGUGGUCAGAGUGUAGCGGCUCUGCUGGGCUCUUCCACACCACGCUAGACCGUGUCUUCAAACACAUGAACCAGCGCUACUCACCAUUGCUGCAGGAGAGACACCCACACAGCGCUGACACAG
Molecule: messenger RNA, 1107 nt
Organism: Cyprinodon variegatus (sheepshead minnow)
Lineage: Eukaryota; Metazoa; Chordata; Actinopteri; Cyprinodontiformes; Cyprinodontidae
Product: protein FAM65B-like
Exons: 5
Source: RefSeq, a predicted model, not a curated record